AUGUCCUUCAGCACUACCGCAGAAUCCCUAGUUCAGUACGGUCAAAACGUCGAGGACAGUGAGAUCCGGCUCAUAACCACCAGCAUCACUCUAGACACCCUUUUAAACUGCUUUGAGGCACUAAGGGCUUCCGAGCACAUCACCAACGCUGUUACGGAGGCGGCCCUCUCAGCUCGUCAAAGCAUUUGGUACAACUGUUAUGACUUGAAACCAUGCCGCCUUGAAUGUUGUGGUGACUGCACAUCCAUACACUAUCAUACUCCCCCUUACUUCCAGCAAGAACCCGGCACAUUUUACACACCACCUCACAUCUCUAUGGAUACCAACACAUUGAUCUCGUGGGUUCAGGAGACCAAAGACAAGGUACAUGCUUGGGAGGAGUCGCAUACCAACGAAGAAUUGUUCAAUGUCUUACCCAAUCGGAUGCUCUGUGAUGAUUCCCUUGCAACAGCAACGCAAUGUGCGGACAUGCUGGCAAAAAUUUGGACGGAAGAUGACGCUAAAAGGUCCCAACUGCAUGCCCAGAGCCUACACCAGGCUCAGCGUCACAGACUUGCCAAUGAUAAGCUCCAGGACGAGGUGGAAACACUCACGCAGAGUCUAGCUACCCUUCAAAGGGAAAACCGGGAGCUUAAGGAUCAAUUGCAUACUUCAUGCGUUGACUAG
Tremella mesenterica DSM 1558 is the source of this 666-nucleotide messenger RNA. RefSeq lists its product as uncharacterized. The transcript is spliced from 2 exons. The coding region runs from base 1 to 666 and encodes 221 amino acids. The record is from RefSeq and is a predicted model, not a curated record. NCBI's taxonomy places the organism in Eukaryota, Fungi, Basidiomycota, Tremellomycetes, Tremellales, Tremellaceae.